Messenger RNA from Ctenopharyngodon idella (grass carp), 3778 nucleotides. RefSeq names its product NACHT, LRR and PYD domains-containing protein 3-like. The record is from RefSeq and is a predicted model, not a curated record. Gene Ontology annotation, molecular function: protein binding. The transcript has 9 exons. The coding region runs from base 62 to 3019 and encodes 985 amino acids. NCBI's taxonomy places the organism in Eukaryota, Metazoa, Chordata, Actinopteri, Cypriniformes, Xenocyprididae.
CAGAGCUGACGUGUCAGAGGAGGAAAAAAGAAAGAUCUGAGAAGUGAGUCAGUGACUGAAGAUGACGUCAGACCAGCUUCAGGAUGCACUGGAGGAGAGUCCAGGCAGAAGCUGUUGCUGUUACAGAGCUUCAGUCCAGAUGAGAAGCAGCGCUCAGACUGGAGUCAGUGUUGAUGUGAAUGCUGAUACAGGUGCAAGUGUAAAUGCUCCUGUAUUGACUGGAAACACCUUCACAGGAACAGUAAACAUGUAUGGAUCAAAUGCUGCAGGAAAUGACAAACACGCAUGCUCAGAGACAGCAGAGAAACAAACAGAAAAACCAGAAAUUUUAAGGCUGCUAAAAUUCUUGGAAACUCACAAAACCAACAUGAUGAAGAAAGCACAGCGAAUUUUUGAAGGCAAGAACGAAAAUGAAGCACACCUUAAGGCUGUUUACACAGAACUGUUCAUCACAGAGGGAGACAUGAGAGAUGUCAAUCAGGAACAUGAGAUUCUCAAGAUUGAUAAUGCUUUCCAGUACAAACCAACACAGGACAAACCAAUCAAAUGCAAUGAUAUAUUUACAGAAUUGAGGAAAAACAAUGAGGAAAAGAUAGUGCUGACCAAGGGAGUUGCUGGCAUUGGAAAAACUUUCUCUGUGCACAAGUUCAUCCUGGACUGGGCAGAAGAAACAGCCAAUCAGGAUAUACACUGUGUGUUCCUGCUUCCAUUCCGAGAGAUUAACAGCAUUAAAGACAGAGAGUUCAAUCUCCAUGAGUUUCUGCUGAAAUUUUAUCCUGAACUGAAGGACCUGGAGAAAUCAAAGUUAUAUAAGGAAUGUAAACUUGCGUUUAUAUUUGAUGGACUUGAUGAGAGUCACCUGCCUUUGAAUUUUGAAAGUGGUACAUUAAACAAUGUUGAGGAAAGAUCAUCUGUAGACGUGCUGUUCACAAGUCUGGUCAAAGGGAAGCUGCUUCCAUCAGCUCUCGUCUGGGUGACCUCACGACCAGCAGCAGCCAAUCAGAUCCCUCCUCAGUAUGUUGGUUUGUUCACAGAGGUGCGAGGAUUCACUGACCAACAGAAGGAAGAGUACUUCAGAAAGAGAAUCACAGAUAAGGCUCAGGCCUCCAGAAUCAUCUCACACAUUAAGACGUCUCGUAGUCUCUACAUCAUGUGUCACAUUCCUGUGUUCUGCUGGAUCACGGCCACAGUACUUCGGAAUAUUCUUAAGAACAACACUGAGAACAUCAGCACAACGCUCACUGAAAUGUACAUUCACUUCCUGCUGAUACAGAUGAACAUGAAGAGCCAGAAAUAUGACAGAAAAACAGAAAGACAACGUACAAAGCUCUUAAAGUCAAAUAAAGAAACGAUUUUGAAGUUAGCCAAGCUAGCAUUUGAACAGCUGAAGAAGGAAAACAUUGUGUUCUAUGAGGAAGAUCUGAAAGCAUGUGGAAUUUAUGUAAGUAAAGAUACUGAGUUCACAGGAAUGAUCGCUGAGAUCUUUAAGAUGGAAGAUGGACUUCAUGAAGAAAAGGUCUUCUGCUUUGUGCAUCUGAGUGUUCAAGAGUUCCUCGCUGCAGUGCAUGUGUUCCUCUGUUACCUGAACAAGAACAUGCAGGAGCUUCAGUUUUUCUUCGAGAAGCCAAAAGAAGAUAUCGUAUUGCAGGAGCUACUAGAGAAGGCUGUUGUUAAAGCCAUGAAGAGUAAGAGAGGACAUCUGGACCUGUUCCUGCGGUUUCUGAUGGGUAUUUCACUGGAAUCCAGUCAAAACCUGCUCAAAGGCCUGAUCACACACACUGAAGACACUACAGUGAGCAUCACACAAACAACUGAAUACAUUAAACAAGUACAAAACAAGAAUAUCUCAGAUGAAGCUUCAGUCAACCUAUUCUACUGUUUACUUGAGCUCAAGGAUCAUUCAUUAUAUGAGGAAAUCCAGAGAUACCUCAGUUCAGGUGGACACCCAGGAAGAGAACUCUCGUCUUCAAUGUGCACAGUGCUGACCUACAUACUGCUGAUGUCAGAGAAGGUGCUGGAUGAGUUCAACCCAAAGAGGUUCACAUCAUCUUCAAACUACGAGAGACUCAUUCCAGCUGUGAGAUGCUGCAGAAAAGCCCUGUUAUGUGGGUGUAAUCUCACUAGUCAUUCCUGCCAAAGUUUGGUUUCAGCUCUACAAUCCUCAAACUCAGUACUGAGAGAGCUGGACCUGAGUAACAAUGACCUGCAAGAUUCUGGAGUGAUGCUUCUUUCUGAUGUACUGAGAAGCUGUAAGCUGGAGAUACUGAGGUUGUCUGGCUGUAUGGUGACAGAGGAAGGCUGUCGUUAUGUGUCUUCAGCUUUGAGUUCAAACCCAUCACACUUGAGAGAGCUGGAUCUGAGCUACAAUCACCCAGGAGACUUAGGAGUGAAGCUUCUCUCUGAUAUGCUUAACCAUCCAAACUACAGACUGAACAAACUCAAUGUGGAUCAUGGAGGAGAGUUCAGGAUUACAGCAGGACUGCACAAAUAUUCCCAUUGGCUCACUCUGGAUUUGAACACAGUGAAUGAACACCUUCGUCUGUCUGAGGGGAACACACUGAUUACUUACACUGACACAGUCCAGUCGUAUCCUGAUCAUCCAGACAGAUUUGAUCAUGUGUUGUAUCCUCAGGUGUUGUGUAGAGAGAGUGUGAGUGAUCAACGCAGUUACUGGGAGAUUGAGUGGAGUGGACGUGUGUGUAUAUCAGUGUCAUAUAAGAGCAUUAGCAGGAAGGGACAGGGUAAAGAGUGUUGGUUUGGACGUAAUGAUCAGUCCUGGUGUUUGAUCUGCUCUUCCUCCAGUUACUCAUUCUGGCACAAUCACAUAGAAACUGAACUCCCUGUAGAGUCCAUCAGCAGUAGAAUAGGAGUGUAUGUGGAUCACAGUGCAGGAAUUCUGUACUUCUACAACAUAUACAGAAACACAAUGAGCCUCAUCCACACAGUCCAGACCACAUUCACUCAACCGCUCUAUCCUGGGUUUAGGGUUUAUUAUAAAUCAUCAGUGAAACUGUGUUGAUGAAUCAGAACUGUAGAGAGAUCCUACCCAUAAUGCUUUGGGCUCAUGAUGAAUCGGUGACAGUGAGAUGAUAUAGAGUCUCUUCAUUACAUUAAUACUGUCACUGAAAUAUCAUGUCAGAAUAAAUAUGUGUGUGUGUGUGUGUGUGAUAAAUCCUCAUCAGUCAAAUCAGUGUGUGUGUAUGUGUGAGUGAGUCAUGAUAAGUGAUGGUGUGUGUGUCUUCUUUUCUUAGCCUCUAGUACUUGUGCUGAUGGAAAUCAGUUUUUAUUGUAGUGUCACAUCAAUCUCUAUUAUUACUGUCAAAAUUUCCUUUCAGUUGAAUAGCUCCUUUCACAAACAUGAUUUAUGAAGAACAUGUCACUGUCAUAAUUCAUGUGAUUUUCUCUAUUGUUUGUGCUCAAAUAAUAAAACACAGUGAGAUCAGAUUGUAAUUGAUGAUGAAUAUUUGAAAUGUCUGAAUGCUGAAUGAAUCAUCAGCUGCAUGUGAAUAUAAUCCAUACCUUCAGGAGAGUUUAAUUUAAUUUGACAUUUAAUAACAAUACCUUAAUUACUAAAAACACAUGAUCUGAUUGUCAGUUAUGUUUUUGUUAUUCACAGACUUUUAGUAUGUUUUCAUGAGUUUCUUGUUUCCUUUGUUCAGUUUUCCUGCUUCUCAUUAGUUUUCAUUGAUUUUAGCUGUUUGAUUAAUUAGUCUUUGUGUUCCUACUUAAGUUGUUCCUCACAUUCAUUCUCUGUUCAGUCAUGUUCACGUUCAGUGUG